Molecule: messenger RNA, 6090 nt
Organism: Schistosoma curassoni
Lineage: Eukaryota; Metazoa; Platyhelminthes; Trematoda; Strigeidida; Schistosomatidae
Source: the annotation of a GenBank genome assembly
GAUAUUAUAAAAUGGAAUAUAGAUGUACAAAUGUUCAAAUUACAAUUUAUUUUCACAUCAUUUAUUCAAUCGGAUUAUCGAAUUGAUAAACUGUAUUUCUUAGAAUCAUUAUUUUUCUCUUUAUUAAAAGUACGUUUAAGUUAUAGUUUUAUAUUGAUUAUCAUUAUGAUAUGCGAUAUCUGGUUUACUACCUCUACAAAAUUGUUAGUUAAUAAUUCUAUUGAUAACCGGAUGGUUAAUAAUAUUGUAGAUAAAGAAUUAUCUGAAAGAUUAGUUAUCAGAUCUUCUUCUAUUAUGUAUGAUAAUUUACAAUCAUCUAGUGUUGCAAGUCCUAUCACUUUUAAUGUAAAUGAAAAUACACCUAUUGGAACAAUUAUCGGUUAUAUACCUGAAUUAAUUUAUCCUACACCUUUAGCAAACAUAAAAUUCACUCUUCCGCAUAAUACAUUUUUUGAAAUUGAUUAUAAAGGUGCUCUACGUGUCAUUGGUGAGUUGGACAGAGAUGAUAAUCCAUAUUUAUGCCUUGAACCUGGUUAUCCACAACAUUGUAUAUGGAGUAGUUUUGCUAUUACAACCGAUGGUCAAUACAUAGGAUUACGUAUUACUGUUAAUGAUUUAAACGACAACAUUCCUAAAUGGCCACAAUCAUUUAUUUUGAUCAACGUACAAGAAGAAAUUAAAACAACACAAACGUUUGAAUUGCCUUUAGCCAGUGACCCGGAUUAUGGCAUAAACUCAAUACAAGAGUAUAGACUGAAAACUGAUAAGAUGGAAUCGAAAUAUUUUAAAUUACUGGUGGAAAAACAUAGCAUGGAAAAUUUAAGUUUAUACAACUUUCAUUUAGUAUUAAAUGUUAUUGAGUCAUUGGAUCGUGAAAGGCAAGCUUGGUAUAACUUAAGUCUGUUGGCUAUCGAUGGCAAUAAACCAUAUCAUACAGGUACGUUGAAAAUAACUGUUCAUAUAACUGAUGAAAAUGAUCAUACACCAACAUUCCCAAGUAAAAUGUAUCAAGCUGUAAUAUCCGAAGACUUAGAAAUAGGAAGUGUGAUAUACUUAACUGAAAACAAUCGAACUUUCGACAAUGUUGAUCCAUUAGGGAUUCUAAGUGAUGAUUCAUCAUCUAAACUUCGUACCAAAAACCAAUUGCAUGCUACAGAUCCUGAUGAAGGCUUAAACGGUGAAAUUGAGUACCACUAUGCUGCUUCAACACCAAACUCUGUCCUUGAAAAUUUUGAGUUAGAUAAAAAUACUGGACUCUUGUAUAUAGCUCGGACGUUAAAUUACGAUAUUGGACCAAAUGAAUGGAAUUUUCAAGUAAUCGCAUCAGAUAAAGGACGUCCACCUAGAUCAAGUACAACUACGGUACAAAUCAGUCUGAGCGAUGCAAAUACUCACUCACCAACAAUCAAGCCACGUAUACAAUUGUCAGAAAAUUAUAAGCAACAUUUAUCUAGAUUGAACAUUAGUAUUACAUCAAAUAAUCAUAACAUAUUACACAUUCCAGAAAAUGUUCCUCAUACAAAUGAUGCACUGGUUGUUUUAACAGUAAGUGAUCAAGAUACUGGGUUGGGUGGUUCUUUUGAAUGCAACUUGAAACCAAAUGAUAUGAACAGAUUUGUUAAAAGCAGUAUUUUGUCAGAUAUACCAAGUUAUCCUGACCAUAAAGACCAUAUUACAAUUCAGUCGUUAACAGAACAAUUCUAUUUAAAUUUCACUGGGAAAUUACCAAGGUGGAAAAUAUAUAGUAUAUACGCUACUACAACAUUCGAUCGUGAACUUGAACCUACACAUCUGUUGCAUAUCGUAUGCACUGAUGAAGGGACACCAAAAAUGACUUCCACAUAUACACUUACUGUGAUUAUUGAAGAUGAAAAUGAUAAUGCUCCAGAAUUUACUGAAAAUCAGUAUGAAAUUCAUGUUAUGGAAGAAAAUCAACCGAACUCUACAGUUGGUAGAAUUGUAGCCAUUGAUAAAGAUGCUAAUCAAAAUGGUAAAGUUAACUAUAAAAUACAAUGGCCAAAUCAAUAUAAGCAGUAUAACAACUUAUUCAUACUAACAGAACAUGGAAAGUUAAUUGCCACACAAAGUUUGGAUAGGGAACGUGUCCCAAAUGGAUAUAAAUUUACGGUAGUUGCAUUUGAUUCAGGUAUACCAAGUUUAUCGACAAGCACAAAUGUCCAUAUUAUUUUGGAUGAUAUUAAUGAUUGUAUACCAAACUUUUCUCAAUCGGAGUACAAUUUUACUAUAGUUGAAGAUUUUAUGCAAAAUUAUACUGGACCAAGAAUUAUUGGCAUGGUGGUUGCAACUGAUUGUGACAUUGGAUUGAAUAGUAUGCUAAUCUACUCUCUUCUUGAUCCCGGUUUACCUUUUGAAAUCGAUUCCCAUGGUCUUUUGAAAACAAACCGUAUUAUAGAUAGAGAGUCCCAAUCAAUUUAUCAGUUUACAGUUCUAGCUACUGAUGGUGGAGUUCAGUUAGAAAACAGAUAUUUACCGGUAAAUUAUCAAAUUGAAGAUUAUGAAGAAGAAAUAAACGAAGUAUCAAAACAUAAAAUAACAUCACAAAAUAAAAAUAAUAUUCACACAUCUGCAGUCACUGUACGCAUAUUAGUAUCAGAUCUGAAUGAUAAUACUCCAAUAUUUGUGUAUCCAAACACAAGUGUUUUUAAGGUUCGACUUUCUGUACAUGAAAAAAAAGGAUUUAUAGUAACACGAUUAGUAGCUGUUGAUAAAGAUUCAGGUCGAAAUGGUGAGAUACAUUACAGUUUACUUAAAGGUGAUCCCAAACAUAUAUUUGGAUUACGUCAUGAUACAGGAGAGAUAAUUGUAACAAAUACUAUUCAAAAAUCUAAAGAUGUUCCCACAAUUUUAUCGAUUCAAGCAUCAGAUCGUGGAGUUCCACCGAAAUCUAGUAAAAUAGAUGUUCAGAUUAUUAUCACUGACUCACCACCAAUUGGUAGAAGUCUUGGUACACUUGAUGAAUAUCAGUUGGCUAAUUUAAAAUCACUUGGAUUAAUUGGUAUCACCGAAGUGGAUAAUACUGGAGCUGUUGAAUUGAAUAAACUAAUCAUGAUGUGUAUUGUUGUGUCAACAGCCAUAUUAUGCAUUAUAUUGAUUGUAACUAUUGGAGUGUUUGCUAAACGUACAACUUGUAAAAAUAUUUUCAACUCAAUAAAACAACGUCAAUCUGUAAAAAUGAGAAAGACAAGAGGAAAAAGUAACGUUCCUGAUGUUAUUUGUAAAGAUAAUGAUGACGAUAUUAAUCAGCCGGAUGAACUUCAAGAAGAGAUGAAAAACCUUAAAGAAAAGAAUUCAAUUGAAUUCUGUGAUGUUUUAUCUCAUGUACAAUAUAAUCAUUAUCAAGAAAUGGCACAAAAAAGUUCACUUAUUCCUAAAACACCAAAUACCCUAGCUAAUGCAAUCAAACUCGAUCAUUUACUUCAAUUUGUUAAAGAUAAUAAUAAUAAUAAUAAUAAUAUUGUUACUGGGGAUAGUGAUCUUUAUAAUAAUAAUAAUAAUAACACUAAUGAAGAUACUUUUUCUAAAUCUACAUUAACAAAUUUACACUGUGAUAAUAUAUGUUCACCUGAUAUAAGUAUCAGUUUACCUUCUUAUACAAAAAAUAAUUUUACUAAUGAUACAUUAUUUAUGGGACAUUUAGAAUGUAAUCGUUUAAUUACUACAGAAAGCGGUCGAGAAACGCAUAGUGAACGUUUGCCGACUUCAGUUAUAAAUUCUGUUCCAUACAUAUCCUAUACGCAGGAUGCAGUGAUGACUCUCCCUCAUGUAUGUGCUAUUCAUGGAGCACCAGGAACUGCAAUGAAGCUUCUCGCUCUUCCAUUAAAUGAUUCAUCAUACCUUGGUUGCUCUGAAAUGAACAGAAAUCUCUGCACCUCGUCAUUGAAUGACGCUCCUGUAAUUGAUUCAGAUGUCGAUUCUGGUCGUGGUGGCAGUGUAAAUAAUAUUGGUAGUUCACCAAACAGUGACCAAAUUACUCUAAAUCACAAUGUUUCUUCCCGUAAACCAAAUGCUACAGUAUUCCCGGUUCAUUAUGUCACUGGUAGUCUGAAUUUCAGUUUAAUUCCAGUAUCUGUAGCCACAAGUUUAAAUUUAACUCCAUCUACAUCAUCCAACCCACCUGUACUUUUACCUUUAUCCGAAGUACCAAAUGUCUCAACAGAAUCAACUUUAUUAAACCCUAAAAAAUAUUCUAAACUAACUGGAGAUAAAUUAAAAGUAACAUUUGCUGAGAAUCCUAAUGAAGAAGAAAUUUCAUCUCAAUUAACUAAUUCAUUAGAUGGUACAAAACCGAUAAUUCAUUAUCCUACAGUUUCACCUGACCCGGUUAAAAAAGACAAAGGCCCUUGGCGCCUUAUACAAUGUACAUCAAAUAAUGUUAAAUUAUAAUUUUUUAAAAAUGUACUUAAAUUUUAUUCUGGAAAAUCACUACAAAUUAUAAAUAAUUCUUUUUGAAUGUAUCAGUAAUUUUUUUAAUAAAGACUUAUUUCAUCAUCAGCUUAUCAAUUAUUUAUAUACCAUGUCUUCUUCAUCCCUCAAAAUAUAGUAUUCAUUUACUCUAUAACGUAGUAUCAUUUUACUUAAGAUUAUACUUAGGAAAUAUUAUUUGUAGUAAUGAUUUCGUUUGAAUGUAACCAAUAUCCUCUGUUCUAUGACAUUUAAUACAUAAUAUCAUUCUUUCGGCUUCCGUGCUUUCAUAAGGACUAGCUUUGUAGAGUUAAUACAAUGUUUUUGAGAGUUUUCAAUAUUUCAUAAAUCAAUUCCUUUCUCUAUCUUUAACUGUAAUCCAUGAUUAGCAGUUAAAGAGACGUGAUAUUUCGAAUUACUUUUCACUAAGUAAUUCAUUGUAUAAAAUUACUACUGAAUGUUGCAUAAUAUCAUUUUAUUUGAUUAGAACUUUUCUCUAAACUUCAAAACCAUCUGCUUGAUCAAGAUUCCAAUGUUUGGAUUAGCGUGAAAUCUUACGCUACUACACAUUCUAAGGACUUGUAAAGGAUAAAUUGAAAGUGUUGAUCAAAUGACAUGGUUGAGAAAACAUAAUACUCAUAAACAAAUGUUAGAUAGAUUGAAGAUAUCAUGAUAACAUUCAUUAUUAAUAAUUUCUAAUAACUCCAAAUACCAUUGAAGUUCAUCAUAGAUUUUAGUCAUAGUAGAACAUGAGUAAUAUUUACAUUGGGUUUAUUGAUCAUGAUAUUUCCUGGUUGAAUACGAUUACAUUUUCUGUUUAUUAAGUAAAUUCGCUAAUACGGUUAAAAUAUACAUAUUUCCUUCAUAAUGAAUGUUUUAUCAGACGGAACUAAUUGUUAUCAUUUAAAACUCUCGUUAUUCUUAUUUUUGGCAUUCAUUGUUGAAAUAAGCGUUGUCGUACAUAUAUACCUAGUAUACUUUCCAAGAAUUAAAUACAGGAUAAGUUUUUAAACAAUAUUCCUAAUUUGGUUUUAAGUUUUGUAGUUCCUAGUUAACCCAUUCAAAUAUAGGUUACAAAGCCUAAGUUAAUAAUCCUAAUACAAUCUCUUCUGAUGAGUUUUAUUUUACAUGUUUCACCAUAAUGCUACUGCAAUGAGUUAACAUUCUAUAGAUCAAGAUGUAAUUCAUUAACAUGGCUUACUGUUCAUCGGUUCUAUCAUAUAAAAUGCAACACAUAUCGGAUUGAUUUUAUGUACAUGAAUCACUAACUCCUCUAUGAGAUUCACUUAAUUCCACUGGUAUGGUGUAAAACAUAUAAUAGUUUAUUGAUCAACUGACUAUCUGACGUUAACAUAUUUCUGACAGAUGAAGUAAAUAUGCGUUCUUUAAUAGCUAUUUGACUUUUUCAGUAGUGUAAGCAAAAAAACCAUUUUCGAUAAGUAAGUAAUGAAUAAUCACAAUAAGUUAGUCAUUCUUAUCGUAUUAACAAUGCAAAAAGUAAAUAAGUUCCAGAUAUGGUUCCUAAUUUGCACAAUAGAUUACAUAAUGAAAGGGAUUCCACAGUUUUUUCCUUCAGUUGAAUGUAACCAGAUAGUCUUAGAAUCAUGUAAAAAUAUCAACGAACGUAGUUACACACUAAAACUUUAAAAAUUAAGCGCCGUACAAGAA